GUGGGUCAGGCCGCAGCGGCUGACGGCAGGGGAGGAGCCCAGUCCGCUGCCGGGUGGAGGGGCGAGGCGAGUGUCCUUAUCCUAGCGAUUCGGGCUCAGGCCUGUGAACCAGUUGGAGUCGCGGUGUCGAGAACGAUUGAGCCGAGCGGAGGAAAACAUGUUGCUUUUCGUGGAGCAGGUAACAUCUAAAGGGACUGGUUUAAAUCCUAAUGCCAAAGUAUGGCAAGAAAUUCCUCCUGGAAAUCCUGAUGCCACUCCUGUAACUCAAGGAACUGAAAGCUCUUGGCCUGAAACAGCAGCCACUUCAGGGUCUCAGACUGAGGGCAGUACAGAGCUUUCAGAAGAUAUGUGUAAAGAAUAUGAAAUAAUGUAUUCUCCAUCUUGUGAAACCACAAGAAAUACUACUGGCAUUGAAGAACCAGCUGAAGGAAUGAUUUUAGGACCCGAAGAUAUGAGUUACCAAAUAUAUGACAUUUCUGGAGAAAGCAGUUCGGCAAUUUCUACAGAAGAUCUAAAAGAAUGCCUGAAGAAACAAUUAGAAUUCUGUUUUUCACGAGAAAAUUUAUCGAAGGAUCUUUACUUGAUAUCCCAAAUGGAUAGUGAUCAGUUCAUCCCAAUAUGGACAGUUGCCAACAUGGAAGAAAUAAAAAAGUUGACCACAGAUCUUGAUCUAAUUCUUGAAGUGUUGAGAUCAUCUCCAAUGGUACAAGUUGAUGAGAAAGGGGAGAAAGUGAGACCAAGUCAUAAACGUUGUAUCGUGAUCCUCAGAGAGAUUCCUGAAACAACACCAGUAGAGGAGGUGAAAGCUUUGUUCAAAAAUGAAAACUGCCCCAAAGUGAUAAGCUGUGAGUUUGCACACAAUAGCAACUGGUACAUCACCUUCCAGUCAGAUACUGAUGCACAGCAGGCAUUUAAAUACUUAAGAGAAGAAGUUAAAACAUUUCAGGGCAAGCCAAUCAUGGCAAGGAUAAAAGCCAUCAAUACAUUCUUUGCUAAGAAUGGUUAUCGAUUAAUGGAUUCUAAUAUGUAUAGUCAGCCCAUUCAAGCUCAAGCACAGUAUGCCUCGCCAGUCUUUAUGCAGCCUGUAUAUAAUCCUCACCAGCAGUACUCAGUUUAUAGUAUUGUACCUCAGUCUUGGUCUCCAAGUCCUGCACCUUACUUUGAAACACCACUGGCUCCCUUCCCCAAUGGUCAUUUUGUGAAUGGCUUUAACUCACCAGGAUCUUAUAAAACAAAUGCUGCUGCUAUGAAUAUGGGUCGGCCAUUCCCAAAAAAUCGUGUGAAGCCUCAUUUUAGGUCAUCCAGUGGUACAGAACACUCCACAGAGGGCUCUGUGUCAUUGGGGGAUGGACCAUUGAACAGAUCUAGUUCAAGGAACUUUGCACCUGAACUGCAUAACCCUAUAGUAACAGGGCAUCAAGAGCAAACUUACCUUCCAAAGGAGACUCUCACUUUACAAAUGGAACAAAAUGGGGACUAUGGUAGGGGCAGGUAA
This is a messenger RNA of Heterocephalus glaber (naked mole-rat), 1495 nucleotides long. Lineage: Eukaryota; Metazoa; Chordata; Mammalia; Rodentia; Bathyergidae. The record is from RefSeq and is a predicted model, not a curated record.